Messenger RNA from Pogona vitticeps (central bearded dragon), 1896 nucleotides. The record is from RefSeq and is a predicted model, not a curated record. Lineage: Eukaryota; Metazoa; Chordata; Lepidosauria; Squamata; Agamidae.
AUGGAGAUAGGGACAGAGGCUCUGACGGCUGCCUCCCUGCAGCUGCGCAUUGGCCGUCUUCUACUACUCCUGCUCGCCAGCCUUCCUUAUGGAUUCCUUCUCAAGAACCACGAGGAUGAUGACUUGUCUCUGGCAACGCCACAGCCCGUGGGAGGCACCCCUGCCCGGAAUGUGUCUGGCUGCCCAUCCAAUUGCACCUGCCCAGCAGAGGAAACGGUGGACUGCGGCGGUCUCGACUUACAUGUUUUCCCUGGUAAUCUCUCCGCAGGCAUCCAGCAUCUGUCACUGCAGAAUAACCGGUUGCGUGAGCUGCCAUACAAUGAAUUGUCUCGACUGUCCAGACUGAGAACCCUGAAUCUCCACAACAACCACAUCACCUCAGAGGGUCUCCCAGAUGAAGCCUUUGAGUCUCUGCAGUCACUUCAGUACAUCUACCUGGCAAACAACAAGCUGACGGUGGCGCCACAGUUCCUCCCCAGCACCCUGCGCAUUGUGGACCUUGCUGCCAACCGCCUGAGUCACAUCUACCCACUCACCUUUGGGCAAAAGCCUGGCCUCAGGUCUGUUUAUAUGCACAACAACCUGGUGAACAACACAGGCUUACCCUUUGAUGCCUUCAAUGGCUCUGAUGCUGUCACCACCCUCAUCUUCUCCAGCAACCGGCUUACCUACGUGCCCCAGAAUUUGCCCCGUGCCAUCUUCCGCCUCCACCUACAGAAUAACCACAUCUCCCGUAUCCCCAAAGGAGCCUUGAGCAGCCAGUGGCGCCUCCGAGAGCUCUACCUGCAGAGCAAUAACCUGACCAACGAUGGCCUUGAUUCCUCCACCUUCAGCAGACUGAAGAACCUGGAGUACCUGGAUCUUUCUAACAAUAACCUGACGCAGGUGCCAGGCGGCCUGCCUGCAAACAUUGUCAUCCUACACCUGGGCCGAAACCACCUCAACACGUUGCCCUCUGAACGCCUGAGCCGCGUGCGGAGCCUGCAAUACCUCCUCCUUCAGGGGAACACCUUGACCGCCACAGGGGUGCAUCCCGAGGCCUUCUCCCGCCUGCGCUCCCUGCACACCCUCCACCUGUACAACAACCGCCUGGAACGCGUCCCGCCUGGACUCCCGCGGAGGGUCCGCUCCCUGAUGCUGCUCCACAACCAGAUUGCACAGAUAGGGCUGCAUGACUUUGCAGCCACCUACGCCUUGGUUGAGCUCAACCUCAGUUACAACCGGCUUUACAGUGCCCACAUCCACCGCUUGGCCUUCCGCAAACUGAAGCGCCUGGAGAUCCUGGACCUCUCGGGCAACCAGCUCACCCUUGUGCCCGCGGGGCUGCCCUCCAGCCUUCAGGUCCUCAAUCUGCAGAAGAACCAGCUCAACUCCCUUUCUCCAGAACUGCUGGUCAACCUCACCGUGCUUAAGGAGCUGCACCUGGCGCACAACCGCCUGCGGAUCAGCAGCAUUUCCCCUGGCACUUGGCAGGAGUUGCACGGACUGAAGCUCCUGGAUCUGAGCUACAACGAGCUGUCCUACGUUCCACCAGAUCUGCCGGAAUCUCUAGAAAAUCUCUACCUACAGCACAACAGGAUUGUGGUCAUUAUGGCUGAAGCCUUCCUCACGACACCCAACAUCCAAGUCAUCACACUCAGAGCCAACCGUUUAUUGGCAGCCAAUGUGUCCGAAGCAGCCUUUGCAGACCUGAAAUGGCUAGAAGUAGUGGAUACAACAGGGAAUCCGGAGCCCAUCAACAUCUCUCUGCUGCAAGCGAGACGCUGGAUCCCCACUCAGACGGGCACCUAGGGAAGCAGCCCGGAGAAGAUCAUCCUCCUAGGCUUGCUCUGCAACCACACCACUUCCCUUGGGCUUCUCAACCAAGAUGGCCCCCGCCUGCCAGUCAGCCAAGAU